This is a messenger RNA of Populus nigra (black poplar), 1256 nucleotides long. RefSeq names its product probable protein phosphatase 2C 47. Lineage: Eukaryota; Viridiplantae; Streptophyta; Magnoliopsida; Malpighiales; Salicaceae. The transcript has 4 exons. The record is from RefSeq and is a predicted model, not a curated record. Gene Ontology annotation, biological process: protein dephosphorylation. Bases 1 to 1173 code for a protein of 390 amino acids. Gene Ontology annotation, molecular function: protein serine/threonine phosphatase activity; cation binding.
AUGGCUCAAGGGACUAAUGCUUCACUUCAGAUAGAAAGACUGGAUGGGGGGUGUGGUCGUACUAGUAAAGGCAGUGCCUCUGCCACGGAAGACGAGAAUUUGGACAAUUUGAACCAAUUGAGUGCUGGUAAACCUCCAAGAAACAUCAAAAUAGUCAGGCAUUGUAGCAGCUCUGCAUUUUUUACAGAUUUUGAAUCAGAAAUUGGAAUUCUGGGAUUAGUAUCACCAUCAACUGAAAAUUCUGCAUUUCUACCUAUUUUUCGCUCCGGAAGCUGGGCAGAGAAGGGACCAAAGCAGUACAUGGAGGAUGAGCAUAUAUGCGUAGAUAAUCUACACAAACAUCUUGCUACAUCAGCAGAUUUUCCCUCUCCUGGUGCAUUUUAUGGGGUGUUUGACGGACAUGGUGGCAUUGAUGCAGCCUCAUUUACCAGAAAGAAUAUUCUUAAUUUCAUUGUUGAAGACUCCCAGUUUCCAUCAGGCACAAAGAGGGCAAUUAAGAGUGCCUUUGUGAAGGCUGAUCACGCACUUGCCGAUACUAAAUCCAUUGACAGUUCCUCUGGCACCACUGCUUUGAUGGCCCUUGUAUUGGGAAGUUUGUGCGUGAUACUGCAUUCUUGUAGGACCAUGCUCGUCGCUAAUGCUGGUGAUUCAAGAGCUGUGUUGGGCAAACGAGGAAGAGCGAUCGAGCUAUCGAAGGACCACAAGCCCAACUGCACCUCCGAAAGAACAAGAAUUGAGAGAUUAGGAGGGAUCAUAUAUGAUGGCUACCUUAAUGGCCAAUUGUCAGUGGCUCGUGCUCUUGGAGAUUGGCACAUUAAAGGCCCUAAAGGUUCCAAAAGCCCCUUAAGUUCCGAGCCAGAGUUGGAGGAGAUCAACCUGACAGAAGAAGAUGAGUUUCUGAUACUAGGCUGUGAUGGCCUAUGGGAUGUAAUGAGUAGCCAAUGUGCCGUCACAAUGGUUAGGAAGGAGCUGAUGAUGCAUAAUGAUCCUGAGAGAUGUUCAAAUGCUCUCGUCACAGAAGCACUCCAGCGCAAUACAUGUGACAACCUCACAGUUUUGGUGAUCUGUUUCUCUCCUGAUCCACCUCCGAAGAUUGAAAUUCCUAGGAACCAUAGAAGGAGGAGUAUAUCUGCUGAAGGGCUGGACCGUGUCAAGGGUAUCUUGAAUAAUUAGUGCACUUUGAGCAGAAUGGCUAAUGGCUUGUACAGGAGAAAAUGGAGCUUGUGAAAUAACUGGGGGGAUUUUUCCAAGUUAAU